AUGACGUCACUAACCUUUUCUCUGCAAUCUCUCAAGCUCUCGUCUCCAUUCGCCCAUGGCUCCACUCCACUCUCUUCUCUCUCUAAGCCCAAUUUCUUCCCGAACCCUUCGAGACCCGCUUCAGUUCCGGUCAUCAGAGCCAUGAAAACGAUGCAGGGGCGCGUGGUCUGCGCAACGAACGACAAGACCGUGGCUGUGGAGGUGACGAGGCUGGCUCCACACCCCAAGUACAAGAGGCGCGUGAGGAUGAAGAAGAAGUACCAGGCGCAUGACCCGGACAAUCAGUUCAAGGUGGGUGAUGUGGUGAGGCUGGAGAAGAGCAGGCCCAUCAGUAAGACUAAAUCAUUCGUGGCGCUUCCUGUCCUCGCAAGGGGUGGUCGGAGAGCGGAAGGAGGAGGACAAGCUGGGAACGACCUUGGCAUUCCCUUGGAAUCUCAGCAACCGGUCUAG
Molecule: messenger RNA, 450 nt
Organism: Arabis nemorensis
Lineage: Eukaryota; Viridiplantae; Streptophyta; Magnoliopsida; Brassicales; Brassicaceae
Source: the annotation of a GenBank genome assembly